AUGUCUUCAUUGCAGUUUCUAACAUCCCAUACAGUCAUAUCUGCUCUCACAGACGUUGUCCCAGAAUUCACCCAAUCAGUCUAUCGCACCUUCUGUCUCUUCUCCAUUGUCAAACUCUCAACUUUCCUUAAAUAUAAGUGCUUCUCACUCGACACACACAUUCUAUUGAUAACUCCUCCAUUUGGCUUUGCUUGGCAGUCUCAAGCAUUGUCCCAGCAGAGUCAGGCGCACCUUCCACUAUCUUCUCAGCAACAGAGUCAGGCGCACCUUCCACUAUCCUCUCAGCAGCAGAGUCAGGCGCACCUUCCACUAUCCUCUCAGCAGCAGAUUCAGGCGCACCCUCUGCUAUCUUCUCAGCAGCAGAGUCAGGCGCACCUUCCACUAUCCUCUCAGCAGCAGAUUCAGGCACACCCUCCGCUAUCUUCUCAGCUUCUGCCAUCUUCUCAGGGAUUUUAUCCUUCAUCUUCUUUGAGCCAAAAUCGGGCUGUAUUCCUUCCCACAGCUGCUCCAUACCCAACACAAUGGCCAAUGUCGAAUCAGAUGUCACCUCUUUCUUCUUCUGGCACUUCCCAAACCCCAUAUCCCGCUGCAUCUGCUCCAGCACCACUUUCUCUUACCAGUCAACAUUUAAUAUCGAGUCUUCCAACAUCUAGUCAGGCUUCGAACAUCGACGCACAACCUCUCUCUGGUUUGAAUCCUGGAGAUAACCGCAUAUCUUCAGAAAUUUUACCAUUGCCUCCUCCUGCUCCAUGCAGGCCAUAUGCUAGUAUGCAGCUGUCCAAUGUUACAGAUGGAUAUGGUAGAAUUGCUGGCUCACAGGGACACCCUCGCGUCACUACAGCCCCAGGCUUUUCUGGUUUAACUACCAUACAGCGGACAAAUAACAUGCGACUUGAGCAUGCGAACCAGUCUCUUCCACAAGGCUCAAGGAAAGGAAAGCGACGUGGAAAGGCAGUCUGUCCACCAGGGCUUAGUCGUUGGGAUCAAGGCCCAAGUAUUGAGGAUUGUAUUAGUAUUGCUACAGGAGGAGUAGAAGUGGUGAGCAUUGAUGUUUUAGUUUAUCUACCAAUGCCUCCGAUGACGGAUAUUAAUUUCUACCGACUUCCGAGGCAGUCGAUCUUCUACGAAAUUAACAAAGAUGCCUACCACAUGUUCCUUGAAGUGCUUGGUCUAUUUCAUCAGUACCCAAACCUGCCAACCUCAACCACUGUCUUUGACCUGCUCUCUGACAUCACUACCAAGCUAAGGCAAUGA
Lentinula edodes (shiitake mushroom) is the source of this 1254-nucleotide messenger RNA. RefSeq lists its product as uncharacterized. The transcript has 2 exons. NCBI's taxonomy places the organism in Eukaryota, Fungi, Basidiomycota, Agaricomycetes, Agaricales, Omphalotaceae. The coding region runs from base 1 to 1254 and encodes 417 amino acids. The record is from RefSeq and is a predicted model, not a curated record.